ACUGCGGCAGCAUGUGGUGGCCGCUGCUGCUGCUCAUGUUUCACUCAUCUGUUGGUGGCCUGGGUGCUAAACACAUCAACUUUGCUCAGCUGACGUGUGACAACGUACACGACAACAAUACUGAUGUGCUCCAAGGCUGUCGCUUUAGCGUCAUCUCCAGAGAUGACCUACAGGUCAUCUGCAUCAUACUUUCCGUUCACACUGGGUCAAGUGACCUCGUGAGUGCGUAUAGGACGAAACUGUUAGACACACUGACGUUCCGCAUUCUGCCUCCAACACAUAUGGAGCAACAAGGAGUAUAUUGUGCCUAUCUCCAGUCCGUGCAUCUCCGUAAGUGGUCCAAGGACAUACCAGAUGGCCACACGAUUGGGGUACUGGCAGCUGGUUUCCUCAGCUUCAUCUCCUUAUUCUCGGACGAUAGUUAUGGACACAUCAACUUCACAAAGCAGUUUCCCGUUGCUAAGAUCUACGUUCAUUCGCACUGCCGUGGUUUAUUCAGGCAACAACUAAAAGAAGACUGUAUUGAGAAGGUCAUAUUCUUGACGGAUAUCAUCCAUGCAGCCUACAACUGGACGUUCACCAACGACGACUUCUGGCCGUUCCUGUUGCGGCGCUUUGUGGGCGAAUUGGGAGCUGAGUUGACGCAUCUGUCGUUGGGCUCUUCAGAUUUACUGACCGCCAUCCCAGUCAGUUUUCUAACACAACAUCUCUCCCCUGAUCUGCACAUGAGAGUGCUGAAGCUGGCGGAUAUGACGAUUGGCCAACUGGAGAAACCUCUCCUUAUAAUGCCCACACUGCAUGAACUGAGCCUUCCCGACGACAACAUUAGUAGCGUCAGUGAAGCUGCGCUCGAGGGCGUACCCUGGUUGCUGAAGCUGGACCUCUCUGGCAACGAGUUGGAGGAACUGCCACAGCUGUUGCCUGCAAGACUAGAGAACCUCAAUGUCUCCCGCAAUAGGAUGUUUGCUCUCAACGCCAGACUGCCUCAGUCACUCAUCACCCUCAACGUUUCCUUCAACAAUCUAGAGACGCUGCCGGAGCCGCUACCUGGCGGCCUACAGAAGCUGGAUGCGUCCAACAAUAGGCUGAGGAGGCUACCCCAGAGGCUACCAGCAGGACUGUGGCUGCUCGCCGUCUCCCACAACCUGCUGCUGGAGCUGCCCCAGCACCUGCCUCCAGCGCUGCAAGUACUGCAGGUGUCCCACAACAGGCUGCAGACGUUGUGCCCUCAGUUGCUGGUACCACUGCAGACAUUGAGGCUGCUGGACGCGUCGCACAACGGGCUGUCUGCCGUGGAGGACCUGUGGCUGUCCCACCAGAUGGAGCUGCUCAACGUCUCCCACAACCAGCUGCGGCGACUCAACCUUUUGGGGCCGGGAUAUGUGUCAUACAUAGACGCAUCGUACAACGACAUCCAGUCCUGGAAGGUUCGAGGCCACGAGAUCGCCCUGGUGGGGAACCCUGGGGCGGCGCUGGGCCUGGAGUGGUCCGGCGGCUCGUACCCUAGCCCGUCACUACUGGUGGACCUGGGGGAGGACCUGCUGCUGGACUGCGACCCCUGCUCCCCGGCCAGCCGCGUCGCCCUGCGGCUGCGCUGCUGUCUGCUCCGCCAGAUGUCCAACAGUGCGGACCGGGAGUGGGUUGUGGACCAACUAGUACCGCACCUGGAGACUGCGGGGGAUUCCCCCGAUGAAGUGGCGCUGCGUCUCUGCCUGCACGAGAGGGACUUCCCCCUGGGAUCCUACAUUGCUGACAACAUUGUCACCUCCAUGAAAACCAGCCGCUCAACAGUCAUUGUCCUGUCUCAAGCUUUCGUCGACAGCCGGUGGUGCCGCUGGGAGCUGGAUCUGGCGUCGCAGAAGGUGCACCACUUGGUGCUGUUGGAGCUGGAACGGCUGGAGCGGCACCAGCUGGAGCGGCACCUGCGCUACCUGAUGGACACUCGCACCUACCUGACGUGGCCGUCGCAGCCAUCCGCCCAGCACUCCAUGUGGAGGCGGCUGCGAGCCGUCCUCACCGCGCCGGCGGGGUCUCCCGCUGCGGACACUGACACUGACGGUGCAGACGUCGACGACCACACUCCUGACAACGAGCAGCAGCAGCUGCGGAUGGUGGACGCCACUACCUUCACUGUGUAACUUCGGCCGAGGAAGAGUGGCAUCUAUACUCUUCUUUGCAACAGACAUACUGUACCUUUGAAAUUGAGUGGGUCUGCGUGUUUUCCGAAUAGCACUCCAUUAAGUGUGGUUGAUACUGAUUACGAUAUGGGUCCUGAUUCGAAACAUCUGGACCGUUCCUCUGAUUUACAUGCCUGUGGUAGUAGUCAGUUUUAUGACUCCACGACGUUAGUACAAAUAUUCCUCUUAAUUACCUUGCCACGGAUAGAGGCAACGAUGGAUGAAAAUCUCGUGUUUGCGUUUGAUGAUGAUUUCUUUUUUGGGCGCACAAAACAAGAACAUCAGCACCUAUGCACGUAAUGUAAAUGAUAAGUAUGUUAUAAGCGUUCAGAGGAAUGGUGUGAAAGGAUAGAAUUCAUUAAUAUCAGGCAAGUAAGUGCACAUAUGCGACCUAUUGUCUAAAAUGUUUCAAUAUCUAUUUCUAUUGAACGAAAUAUAGCAUUGUUCUAGAAAACCUAAAUAAAAUAUUACUU
Messenger RNA from Schistocerca piceifrons (Central American locust), 2650 nucleotides. RefSeq names its product toll-like receptor 2. Gene Ontology annotation, molecular function: transmembrane signaling receptor activity; protein binding. Gene Ontology annotation, cellular component: membrane. The record is from RefSeq and is a predicted model, not a curated record. Lineage: Eukaryota; Metazoa; Arthropoda; Insecta; Orthoptera; Acrididae. Gene Ontology annotation, biological process: immune response; toll-like receptor signaling pathway. Bases 12 to 2138 code for a protein of 708 amino acids. The transcript has 10 exons.